AUGGGUCUUUUUCAUCGUCUGUGGACAAAGUCAACACAAUGCAAGGCCCUAGAACAGUCGAGCGGGAAAUAUGAGAUUCUAUUUUUCGAAUCAGUCUAUCGUGUUACUUAUUUUUCAGGAUGGGCUUAUUUAGAUAACAGUAUAAUAUACCGUAUGUAUAGUGGAAUACUAACACUAUCAGUCGGAUUUCUGAUAUUCUGUGAAGCUUGGCAACUCUUCAGUGCCUCCACCAGCUUAGACAGCGUCGUCGAAAACGUCAAUGCUACUCUUAUACAUUUCAUCGCUCUUUAUAGGUAUAAAAACAUGAAAGAAAAUAAAGUAAUUUACAGAAAACUAGCCUCGGCAAUGGAGUCACCUUACUUUGAUACUUCGACACCUAGACGAAAAGAAUUAGUAAGAUUUUGGUCUCAAAGAAACGAGAGAUUUUUAAAGUUAUUGCUGUGUUUGGGUGCUUGUACUUUAACUGCUUGGCAUAUUUAUCCAUUGGUGGAUGACAUAGAUUAUAAUUUAAUGGUAUCAGCCCGUUUUCCUUUUAAAUACCAAACACCUAUUCGUUUUCCGAUCGUCUAUGUUGUUGUACUAAUCGUUUUUAAUUACACUUCCCUCUUCGUUAUGGUUAAUGAUCUAAUGAUGCAAGCACAUUUGAUGCAUCUACUAUGUCAAUAUACUGUCUUAGGAGAUUGCUUUGAAAGCAUUAUUGACGAUUGUCUAGGAGAAAAAAAUAAGAAUGAUGAAAAACAUAUAAUUAUGACAAGUAAUUUUAAAGAAAAAUACUUAAUGAGACUCAACGAGCUGGUGGAGCAACACAAAUUUAUUUUAGACAACACGGCGGAGCUGAAACAAUCCUUAAGUGUGCCGAUGUUGGGGCAGCUGGCGGCGAGCACAAUGCUUAUAUGCUGUGUUAGUUACCAAGCCACUAGGGCCGCUGGACCGAACAAUGUGAAGUUUUUCAUGAGUCUCCUCUACUUGAUGUAUAAUUUAUUCGAAUUGUUCAUUUUUUGUAAGUGGUGCGAUGAAAUAAAAUUGCAGAGUGAAAAUAUCGGUAAUUCAGUAUACUGCUCGGGUUGGGAGCGAGGUCUGACAGCGACGCCAGGUGUCGGCGCGCGCCUGCUGCUAGUGGCGACUCGAGCACGCAGGCCCCUCGUACUUACAGCUGGAGGCCUGUUUGAUUUAUCGCUCGCUUCAUAUACAACUAUGGUGAAGACUUCUUACAGCGCCCUAACAGUUUUACUUCGACUACGUUAAAUUUCAUUCAGCGAAAUUAUUAUGUGCGUUUAUACUCGAAGCAAAAAUGGAAGUAAAAAACUUUAGUUACUGUUAAUACCGGUAACAGUGUUCUCAUGUUUAUCACAAUUGAAAUAAUUUUUUUGCUUAUAUAUAUGUAUAUUGUAGUUUGUUUAUUAAAAGUUUUAGUGGGCAAUAAA
Molecule: messenger RNA, 1424 nt
Organism: Melitaea cinxia (Glanville fritillary)
Lineage: Eukaryota; Metazoa; Arthropoda; Insecta; Lepidoptera; Nymphalidae
Gene: Or-64
Exons: 9
Coding region: 1-1245 (414 amino acids)
Biological process (GO): detection of chemical stimulus involved in sensory perception of smell; sensory perception of smell
Cellular component (GO): plasma membrane
Molecular function (GO): olfactory receptor activity; odorant binding
Source: RefSeq, a predicted model, not a curated record